This is a messenger RNA of Paramuricea clavata, 627 nucleotides long. NCBI's taxonomy places the organism in Eukaryota, Metazoa, Cnidaria, Anthozoa, Malacalcyonacea, Plexauridae. The record is from the annotation of a GenBank genome assembly.
AUAAAACGUUCAGUGUUUGAUUACCGACGCGCUGACAUUGAUGGUCUACGAAGGCAUCUUCAAUCCCUCGACCUCAGUCAACUUUUAUCAGAGAAUGGCAAUAUCAACCAGGAUUGGCUCGCGUGGAAAAAUGCGUUUUUGGGCGCGGUAUUGAAAUUUGUGCCGACAAAAACACUACGAGGUCGAAACCAUCUCCCUUGGACGAACAGUACAAUACUUCACUACAUCAAGAAGAAAAACUCUAUAAGAACGAGAAUUAAAAGAUCCUGUCCUCCAAGUGAACACCUCAAGCACAGAUUUCGAGAGCUCCGCAGGACAAUUAAAAGAGUGUUGCGUGAAAGUCGCUUGGACUAUAUCAAUUCAAUCUGUGCAUCUCGUAAACCCAAUCCUAAACGUUUCUGGUCGUUUUUGAAGAUUAAGUCUAAGGUAUCAGAUAUUCCGUUAAAAGUCUCGCUUAAAUCUAGUAAAAAUCAAAGAAAGUAUUCCAACAACAACGUAGACAUUGCGAAUACUUUUAACGAAUAUUUCGCCUCAAUUUUUACGCAUGACAACAAUAGUGACCACAAUCUAGGAGAACACUCGGAUCCAGAAAUUGUUUUAGAAGACAUAACACUGACUAACGACGAA